GCGAACCUUAUGUACGAGUCGUCGUCGUCGCCCGUCGGUGGCGUCACUUCGACGAUAUGCCUGCGCGCGGCCGGGUUCGGUCGGUCUAGUCGGCUGCACUCGGCACUCGCGCACGGCUGCAAGGAGCGAUCGCGAUUUAUUAUAUCUAUCUAAUACACUGCCCCUCUGCUGCUGCUGCUGCUGCAGUAGUAGCGGGCGAAAGGCUUUGCUCUAUAGCGCGCAGAUUAGCGCGACUCUCGCAGCUCUCGGCGCACGUAUAUUUGCAUGUACAUAUAGAUAUACGCGACAAUAUGCUCCUUUGUAUAUAGCUAUAUAAUAAGUUCUACUACUUAUGUGGGGAGUGCAGUGCUGCAGUUCGCGGCCUGCUCAGCAGUUGCACUGCAGUCUGCAGCGAGGCGCCGAUACUGUAGGUGUGCCCGCGUUGUCUCGUAACUCUUAUUAUAUGCAUUACGACACGACCGAAGUCCGGCGCAAAAUGUUAUCCCGCGAACCGCAGACUGCAGCUGCGCGAUCCGCCCGAAUUCCUCGAAUGCUGCCCUGCACGAAAGUUCGCAGACUCGAGUAAGUUUUAUAUACGCGUGUAAUAUUGGGCUCGGAUGUGGAGCACAAAGGGUUGAGAGUCGCGCGCACGCAAAUCUUGGGCAAAGAGAGCUGUUACAACGCCGUAUACGCGAUAGUUGCAAGCUGAUGCGGGGGAGGGGGAGCCAAGCUUCGAGACGAGCGUCGUCUACGGGAGGGAACUUUUUGUACGCCACACCCGCGCGAGUACGAAGCUCGAACUGCCGUGUCUGAGCCUUGUCGCAAGUCGCAACUAGCGAUUUCAGAAAGCAUCCUUAUUUACAAAAGUUCUCUGAAUAGUAAUUGUUACUCUUUGCCGUGACACCGAAUAUUUCAAAUUAAUCAACGAAUGUAUUGAAGUAUAACUUACCUAAACAAAAUCUUCACUUUCAAAAUGAUUCGAACGUGUGAGCAGAGAUGAAUUUUAAACGAUUAUUAUAGAACGUCGAUACAAUGCAAUUUUUCAAUAAAAAAGAAGACGAGAAAAACUGCGAGCUAAAAUAAUUAAUUUAGAACCUUUCGACUCUCGUCAUCUUGUUACGAACACAAUAUUAUGACUUAUAAAAUCAUCGUUAAAAUUCGAAUAUAGAAUCUUUGAAAAUUUUUCAUGGUUUAAUUAACUUCAAAUUUGACCGCCGGGCGCCGCGUCUCUCCGAUUACCGUCAUGCGUCAUGCGUACUGUCACAUGCGUACAACACACCGACGCGUCAAUCAUCAAUUCAUAGUCUUCUUUCUACAUGUGCGCAUCGAAUACACAGCAGUAGAAGCUAAUCUUUAACCUCGAAAAAGAACUUAAACUUGUGCGGUCAAACACACGUUGUGUCGUAAAAAAGUGUUUUUUUUUGUGUUGUAAAAUAAAUAAAUAAUUCACAAUGUUGCGAAGGCAAGCGCGUUUACGCAGAGAGUAUCUCUACAGAAAAUCCAAGCAGGAUCAAUUGAAAACGAUCCAAAAGAAUAAGGAUCAAGUGAAGAAAAGUCUUGAUGAAAAUCGUGUUGUUCCCACGACUUUAAAGGACAAAGCUUUGUAUCUCAUGAGAAAAUCAGAAUACGAAGAUGCAGGUCCUCAAUUAUCAGUGGCUCAUGGUACAGAAAUGGGUGGUGCAGCUGGCACCAACGAAGAUGAUGAAUAUCGCUGGGCUGGUGUCGAAGAUCCCAAAAUUGUCAUCACAACAUCCAGAGAUCCCAGUUCUCGUUUGAAAAUGUUUGCCAAAGAGUUGAGAUUGAUUUUCCCCAACUCACAGAGAAUGAAUCGUGGUAAUUAUGAAAUGAAGCAGCUGAUCGACGCUUGCAGAGCCAACGCUGUCACAGAUUUUAUAGUAGUUCACGAACACAGAGGCGUACCAAACUCAUUGGUUAUUUGUCACUUACCUUAUGGACCAACUGCCUACUUCACCAUGGCUGAUGUCGUCAUGCGACACGAUAUCCCUGAAAUUGGAACAAUGUCAGAACAAUAUCCACAUUUGAUUUUCCAUAACUUCAAGACCAAGCUUGGUUUAAGAACAAUGGACAUUUUGAAGUAUCUGUUUCCAGUUCCAAAAGAAGACUCCAAGCGAGUAAUUACUUUUGCCAAUCACGACGAUUGGAUCGUGUUCAGAAAUCAUACUUACAAAAAAAACAAGAAAGAUGUCGAAUUGGAAGAAGUAGGGCCAAGAUUCCAAUUGAAACUCUUUAAAAUCAUAUUGGGAACUUUGGAAUCGACCAAUGCUGCAGACUCAGAGUAUGAAUUGAGACCUUACAUGAACACCAGCCACAAAAGAAGAUUCUUAUCAGAGGAGGAUGGAUGGAAACAAGAAGACGAAGAAAUGGAAUAACUAUUUCCAUUUAAAUGUAUAUAGA
Trichogramma pretiosum is the source of this 2394-nucleotide messenger RNA. Its product is annotated as U3 small nucleolar ribonucleoprotein protein IMP4. The coding region runs from base 1431 to 2369 and encodes 312 amino acids. Gene Ontology annotation, cellular component: Mpp10 complex; nucleolus; small-subunit processome. The transcript has a single exon. Gene Ontology annotation, biological process: rRNA processing. Lineage: Eukaryota; Metazoa; Arthropoda; Insecta; Hymenoptera; Trichogrammatidae. The record is from RefSeq and is a predicted model, not a curated record. Gene Ontology annotation, molecular function: rRNA primary transcript binding; snoRNA binding.